Molecule: messenger RNA, 1070 nt
Organism: Taeniopygia guttata (zebra finch)
Lineage: Eukaryota; Metazoa; Chordata; Aves; Passeriformes; Estrildidae
Gene: MTNR1A
Product: melatonin receptor 1A
Biological process (GO): G protein-coupled receptor signaling pathway
Cellular component (GO): plasma membrane
Molecular function (GO): melatonin receptor activity
Source: RefSeq, marked provisional
AUGAGAGUGAACGAGAGCGAGCUGAACAGCUCCGUCCUCCCGCGGGACCCGCCGGCCGAGGGCGCCCCGCGCCGCCAGCCCUGGGUGACCUCCACUUUGGCCGCCAUCCUCAUCUUCACCAUCGCGGUGGACCUGCUGGGGAACCUCUUGGUCAUCCUCUCCGUCUACCGCAACAAGAAGCUGCGAAACGCGGGAAAUGUGUUUGUUGUAAGCCUGGCAGUUGCCGACUUGAUAGUAGCUAUCUACCCUUAUCCACUGGUCCUCACAUCUGUGUUUCACAACGGAUGGAAACUGGGAUACCUACACUGCCAGAUUAGUGGCUUCUUGAUGGGCCUAAGUGUCAUUGGAUCAAUCUUCAAUAUUACAGGCAUCGCUAUCAAUCGGUACUGCUAUAUCUGCCACAGCCUCAAAUAUGACAAGCUGUACAGCGACAGGAAUUCAUUGUGCUAUAUUGUUCUCAUAUGGCUCCUAACAUUUGUUGCUAUCGUGCCCAACCUGUUUGUGGGAUCGCUCCAGUAUGACCCCAGGAUUUACUCCUGUACAUUUGCACAGUCUGUGAGCUCAGCAUACACUAUAGCAGUUGUGUUUUUCCACUUCCUGCUUCCCAUAGCCGUAGUUACUUUCUGUUACUUGCGAAUAUGGAUCCUCGUUAUCCAGGUAAGGCGAAGGGUUAAACCGGAUAACAACCCUAGGCUGAAACCACAUGACUUCAGAAACUUUGUAACCAUGUUUGUGGUAUUUGUACUGUUUGCAGUCUGCUGGGCUCCUUUGAACUUUAUAGGCAUUGCAGUGGCUGUCAAUCCAAAAACUGUAAUCCCUAGGAUUCCAGAGUGGUUGUUUGUGUCUAGUUAUUACAUGGCAUAUUUCAACAGCUGCCUUAAUGCUAUAGUAUAUGGACUCCUGAACCAGAACUUCAGAAGAGAAUACAAGAGAAUUAUUGUCAAUUUUUGUACAGCAAAAGUUUUUUUCCAGGAUAGUUCUAAUGAUGCAGGAGACAGAAUGAGAAGCAAACCUUCUCCACUGAUUACAAACAACAACCAAGUGAAGGUGGACUCUGUCUGAAAAUGGGA